Molecule: messenger RNA, 1878 nt
Organism: Melampsora larici-populina 98AG31
Lineage: Eukaryota; Fungi; Basidiomycota; Pucciniomycetes; Pucciniales; Melampsoraceae
Exons: 17
Coding region: 1-1611 (536 amino acids)
Biological process (GO): carbohydrate transport; transmembrane transport
Cellular component (GO): membrane
Molecular function (GO): carbohydrate:proton symporter activity
Source: RefSeq, a predicted model, not a curated record
AUGUCUAAAAACAUUUCAGGAAAUGCUGGUGCAGUCCUACCCCCUGCUUCAACCCGGGCAAAACUUGUAGGGAUCGCCAUGGCGCUUUUUGCUGCAUUCGGAGGUUAUCUGUACGGGUAUGACACGGGAUAUAUCUCGGGGACUAAGGAAAUGCCCUACUGGCUCCAAAAGUUUGGAGAGCCAGACGGUUCCGGGAAAUAUAUUCUGUCAACCGUUAACAACUCAUUGGUCACUUCGAUUUUGUCUGUCGGAACAUUCUUUGGAGCCUUGUUGGCUUCCCCGGUCGGCGACUUACUUGGCCGAAGAUGGGGUGUGAUCGUAUCAUGCGGUGUGUUUUCGAUUGGGGUGGCACUUCAAGCAGCUUCGUCAAGCAUUCCCAUGUUCGCUGUCGGUAGAGUCUUUGCCGGGUUGGGAGUCGGAUCGACUUCCUGCCUAGUUCCAAUGUAUCAAUCGGAAUGUGCACCAAAAUGGAUCAGGGGUGCCGUUGUGGCAUGUUAUCAAUGGGCAAUUACCAUUGGAUUGCUUAUUGCAGCUGUGGUAGUCAAUGUGACCAAGCUUCGCCCUGAUGCUAGCUGUUAUCGAAUUCCGAUUGGCUUGGAGUUCAUCUGGGCCACCAUACUCUCACUUGGAAUGUUCAUUCUUCCAGAAUCCCCCAAGUAUCUUAUCCUCAAAGGUCGGGAGUCCGAGGCGCGGCUGGCUCUUGGACGUUUGUUAUCACUGCCAGCUGAUUCGGAGCAAGUGGCGAGAGAAUACGACGAGGUAAACGAUUCGCUCGUGCUUGAACGCACGAUCGGGGCUGGCUCCUAUGCAGAUUGCUUCAAGUCAGGAAAAGGCAGGUACCGCCUCCGAACCCUCACCGGAAUGGGUGUUCAGGCUCUUCAACAGCUAUCUGGUGUCAACUUCAUUUUCUAUUAUGGUACUUCCUUUUUCAAGAAAAGUGGGGUCAAUGAUCCGUUCACUAUAAAUGUCAUCACUAAUGUGGUCAAUGUGGUGAUGACUAUUCCGGGAAUCUGGGCUGUCGACAAGUCUGGGCGGAGAAUGUCACUUUUGAUGGGAGGAGCGCUGAUGGCUUCUUGCGAGUUUGUGGUUGCAAUUCUCGGAAUAGUAGUCUCUGGUGACAACCCUGCUGGUCAACAUUCCUUGAUUGCAUUCGUUUGUAUUUACCUUGGGGCAUUUGCUGCCAGUUGGGGACCGAUCCCCUGGGUAGUGACAAGUGAAAUUUAUCCAUUGGCUAUCAGGGCGAAAGCCAUGUCGCUUUCAACAGCUUCGAAUUGGGCUUUAAAUUUUGCCAUCGGAUUCUCAACCCCGUAUCUUGUUGACUCUGGACCCGGUAAAGCAGGGCUAGGCUCUAAUGUAUUUUUCAUAUGGGGUGGUCUUUGCUCACUGUGCUUCGUGUUCACCUUUUUCUGUAUUCCUGAGACGAAGGGAUUAUCACUCGAGCAGGUCGACGACUUAUACCAAAACAGUUCCAUCCUUGGGUCAGACUCAUACCGCCGAAAACUUUUAACAGCAGAAGCAACCAAUGUAGCUUUUGGGAAUGGCGAAGCUGGAAACAGCCAAGAAUUGAUGACUGUAGAUGGGAAAAGCGAGGAGAAGAUUGAGCAAUUAUGAUUUCUUGUCUAACAGUUUCUCUGGUUUUUCUUUCUUGGCAUAUUUCUCUUCUCACCUUUUAUUUCGUUGGCUUUGUGCGUUGUACAUAUCUUGAUGGUAUGAAAUGCGCGUUUCAACUAUUUCACUCCUGGUCAGAUCAACACUCAUGUAGAACCACUUUAUCUUAUUUGAUGUUUCGCUUGGGUAUUGGGUCAUUUGGGAAUUUGUUUUUAUAUAGUCACUCUACUUAUCCUUUCAAGAUACACAAGUAAUUCUUUCAUUCACCAC